GACGCGAAUCUAUUGGGAGAAUUGAAAUUAUUUGUCAAUCAUUCGAUGCGUCGAGGGGAGAAGCAGAGAUAGAUUCAAGCAAUUUCAGAAAGUUCAGUGAUACAGGCGUACGAAGGUGUGAUCCUAACCGUUGGCUUGAAUCGAUUGAAAAAUCCAUUCAGUUUCGAGGGCUACACCUGUAUAGCCUGAUUAUUCACUUGUAGAAUCGAAUGCGACAAAGUCGGGUGUGUGUUCUUUCGUAAGGUAUAAUUGACUCGUCCAAUUAUCCGAAUUGUAUGAAUAAUAUUCCAAUUUAUAGAAUGUCCUGUUAUUUCGGCCCCCGACGCGCAAACGAUAAUUAUCGGCGAUACACUUACUCAAAGCUCAAAUAUUUGGUUGUACGAAUGGAAGUUUCGGACGUCCUUGCGCACCGUUUAUUUUUCUAAUUAUUAAUUUCAAUCGCUACUCUUGGGUACAAGCUCGUUUUUAUCCUAUAAUCUUUCGGUGCGGUAUGUGCUCGGACGGGGCUUCGUGCGUCGCUUUCGUGUCAAUUAAAUUAAUUUACUUCGCACACACACACACGUAGCGAGAGUUGUAGCCGAGUCGUAUAAUAUCGAUAGCGAAAGUAGUCUAGUGUAAAAACGUACGCAGGGCGCGCAAUGACUAUUGAAAGAUCCCUAUCGCACACCGCGAGAUCCGGUGGGUAAAUAACAGUUUCAUACCGUUUUCAACUCAGUUUGAGUCGAUGCGAACUCGAGAGAAACUGUAAAAUUCGAAUAAAUGAAAAUGGCGUGCUAUCCGGAACCGAAGAACUUCAGGCAAGCGAUUAUUCCGAUGAUUUAUUUGAACUGGUUGGUUGGAAUCGGUGUGUCCGUGCCGACGUCUUCCAUACGAUGCGUCGUGACAACGACGAUUUAUACCCUAACGCUGUGGGCUUUCCUUUUGUUCACGUUUUACAUCGGGAUUACUUCGAUGGUUACUUUUUUUUCUCGCGACACUUCACCUAUGGCUGUUCUGAUGUACACGGCACUUAUUUAUACAAACGCGAUCAGCGCUAUGGCGGUGCCGGUGCUCGCAUUGAUGAGAAAAAAAGAAUUGAAGGAGUGCUUCGAAAGCUUGGACAGACUCGAGGAACCUUAUUACCAAGCAUCGGGUAAAGAAAAGGACUACAGGGAAAUAUUGAAGCCGCAAUUCUACAUCAUAGCCACAAUCUGCGCGUUGAUCGUUGUAAUUACUGCGACCGAUUCCCUGUGGGGCGGAGAAGACGAGUCAAUUUUCAUAGUUGUCGCGCUGAUGAUAACUCUUCAUCAUCCAUUGUUGCUCUUACUGGUCACCGAUUUGACUUUCUGCAUGAUAAUACGCUAUAUCGGUGAACAAAUUUUUCACCUCAACGCUGCCUUGCUCGCCUUGGCUGACAACGAACCUCGGACGGAACCAAAGCCCGGUAUUUUUCAAUUGAGAAAAGCAGUUACAACUGUUUCACCCAACGAACAAAAAUCCUCCUCUUUCAAUGGGUUUGCUAACAACGUAGCUGCAAACACGAUAAGUAAACGACGCACGUUCAAGGCGAUCCGAAAAAUUCAUUUCGAAAUCACGAAAGUCGCUGCAAAGUUCAACCAGACGUACGGGGUGCAGAAUUUGAUUUCUAUGGGAUUAUCCUUCGUUAUGAUAACCGGUCUACUCUAUGGUAUUUACGUUGCUUUCCACUUUCGAACGUCCGCCUCGCAAUUGAUGGAAGAGAUCAUUCCACCUGUUGGUUGGUGCGCGGUCUACGCGUACAAAAUUUUUAUGAUCAGUCAUACCUGUGCGUUCGUCAAGGGCGAGGCGUAUAAAUCGGGUCAAAUAAUUUACGAUAUUCUAGGAACAACCUCUGACAAAGAAUUGCAGAAAGAGGUUCAAGAAUUUUCGCUGCAACUGAUUCAGAAUCCGGUCCAAUUUACAGCUUGUGGAUUCUUCGCGCUGGACCACACCUAUAUUCAAGGGGCAAUCGGCUCGAUAACUACGUAUCUGGUGAUCCUUAUCCAGAUGAGCGAUACAUCUCGACAGUCGAAGGAAUCAGCUCCGGCGGUUCCCGACAACAAAACCUCACCCUCAACUUAUUUAGCUUAAUUUUCUGCUUGUGUGUUAUUCCCGCCCGAUGCAAGGUGACAUUUAAAUCACACGAAUCGAAAUUCUCAUCUGAGUUGAAAGCGGUUUUUGCAUAUUUUAUGAAUGAUUCGUGUUCGUUAUCGUUAUCACGUUCGUGGAAUUCUAAAUCCGGGCGAGCCGAGAGUGGGAAUUCAAAGUUUGCGCAGCAAUCGCCAAAGGAGAUACAUUGUGUACAUUGAUAACAACCGUCGAACGACCCGCCGUUUGGACAGGUCAUCGUAUAUCGGGCGAUUCAUUUUUUGAAAUAUUCGAGUAAUUUUGUACCACAUACAUACCUACAUUUGUGUAACAAGGCAAUGAAUGCCCGCGGUGAAUCGAACUCGACACGCUUCAUUAAUCAUUCACGUCGAUCGAUCGACUGAUUAAAGGGAUGAUAAUUUUCCAGCACUUUUUACUCUUCGUUAUCUUUAUUUCACCGAUGUC
Molecule: messenger RNA, 2550 nt
Organism: Athalia rosae (coleseed sawfly)
Lineage: Eukaryota; Metazoa; Arthropoda; Insecta; Hymenoptera; Athaliidae
Product: putative gustatory receptor 28b
Exons: 7
Coding region: 760-2088 (442 amino acids)
Biological process (GO): sensory perception of taste
Cellular component (GO): neuronal cell body; membrane; dendrite
Source: RefSeq, a predicted model, not a curated record